AUGCGAGAGCCAACAAGGAUGAUGGUGUGCGAGGCGAUGGUACUUUCCAAGAGGGUCAAAUGGAAAAGGGUUGAGUGUGAGGGAGAGGAGAUGAAUCAAGUUUUGAGGUGCGAACGAAUCGGAUCGCAACGGCUCCCAAAUGAAAGAUUCGGAAGGUCAGAAGCCGUCCGAGUUGCGGAGAGGUCACAGCGGCUCGGGUCGCAGGCACGUCGCGGUGGCGCCAAGUUGCAGUCACAGCCAUCUGCGGAGGCGGUCCAGAAGAAGAAGGAGAUCGCCAAGGCCUGCCCCACUCGCACUACCGGCAGCAUGUCGGACCAUAGAGUAUGUCUUCGGGAAGCAAACGAGCCACACCCAAGUCUAGCAUCAGCAUACAUACGGAGCGCAGCAAGCGAAUGCGGUUGUGCGGCUCCGGUGUGGUGGCGGCCUGCUGUACAGUGGACCGAGGAUCUGCAGACAGUUGGCUUACCGGACCGUGGCUGCAAAUGCAAGGCCGGCACCGGACGAGCCGUCGAUGGGAAUUUUUCGGCUUUUCGGGUCCCCAACGUGUUACGGUGGCUGAUCUGGAUCGCCGCCGAGCGGCAGCAGCGGCAGCAGGCAGCAGGCAGCAGCAAGAGGGACCCGACGAAAUGCGGGAAGCCCGCUCGCGUUGCUAGGACAGUGGCGCGAAGCGUGAAUCAACGGCGUUGCUCUUCCGAGCAGGCGUUCGACUCGGGUUGA
Molecule: messenger RNA, 717 nt
Organism: Pseudozyma hubeiensis SY62
Lineage: Eukaryota; Fungi; Basidiomycota; Ustilaginomycetes; Ustilaginales; Ustilaginaceae
Exons: 2
Coding region: 1-717 (238 amino acids)
Source: RefSeq, a predicted model, not a curated record